UGGAUCGCUCUCUUCCUACAGUAAGGGAUCUUUACCACAUGGAUAAACAUGUCGCGUUGGGAACAUGGGAUGAACGGGAGAAAAGGUAUAGCUCAACUUGGAGAGAGUUAGAAGCAGUCAAAAGGGUGUUGUUGGCUAAGGUCGAUAUGGUCAAAGGUAAGCAGGUAAAACUGUUAACAGAUAACAGAAACGUUUGUUCCAUAGUGAAAACUGGUAGCAGGAAGCCAGACCUACAGAGGGUCGCACGUGAGAUUAACGAGGUGUUGGAUUAUAAUAACACGGGCGUUAGUACACAGUGGCUACCAAGGAUUAGUAACAGUACCGCCGAUUACUUGAGUAGAUGUAAAGACUGUGACGAUUGGUCGGUGCAGUCAUGGGUUUUUGAGGAGUGUCAGUUAUUAUGGGGUCCACAUCAAAUCGACCGGUUCGCGACAGAUUAUAACAGCAAAUGUGUGCGUUUUAAUUCCAAGUGGUGGUGCCCGGGUACAGAGGCAGUCGAUGCUUUCACGGUAAGAUGGCAGGGAGUCAACAACUGGUUAGUACCUCCCCCUAGACUCGUUUGCGGUGUGGUUAGCAAAAUGAGGGACGAAGGAGCUUAUGGGACCAUAAUUGUCCCCCAUUGGAGGAGCGCGGCAUACUGGCACUUAUUGUGUCCUAAGGAUGGGGCUUUCGAUUCUUUCAUAGUAGAUUAUCGUAUACUGCCCAGUAGAAAAGUCACACUGAGGGGGAGGGGGAACAAUGGAUGUUUCGGAGCCAGUAUUUUGGGUUUCGACAUGUUGGCCCUCCGGUUAGACUUUAGACAUUGAAAACUUACACAUGUUCAUACCAUACUGAGCAUUGUUUUACUGUGUUUAUUGUUACAGGCAUAGGACUGAGGAAGUCGAUCAGCGAUGCCGUCAAAGCUUCUGGGGUAACGGAGGGUUCCGAUCUGCACGCUCUGACCGAGGGUAUGGCUGGCAGACUUUUACUAAGCAGGAGUGUCAACACAGGCACCAAGUACUAUGGAGCUUUCGCGAAAUGGGAACAUUUCAUUUCCGGACAUGGUUUUUCGUCUAUCCCGGCAAAUCCCAUACACGUGGCAUUAUAUUUAAAUUCUUUAUUGGAAAAGGGAGGGACUUACGCAGUGGUGUCGUCUGCAGUAUAUGCUAUCAAAUGGGUGCACAAUCUUAACGGACACAUCGACCCUACAACAAACUCAUUCGUACAGAACUUAAUUGAAUUUUCCAAACGAGAGGCUAAAAAUCCUGUUUGCAAAAAGGAACCGGUCACGACUGACAUUUUGAUCAAUUUGUGUGGAAUGUUUUUGAAUGAGAAUGACUUGUUGGUAGUGAGAGAUCUUGCCAUGAUUUUGUUAGGGUUUUCCGGUUUUUUACGUUUUAACGAGCUCAGUAGUUUGCGUUGCUCUGAUGUUCAGUUUUUCGAGGGGCAUUUAACGCUCAAUAUCAGGAAAAGUAAAACAGACAAAUAUCGCUUUGGUAGUCAAGUGGUCAUCAGUAAAGGUUCGACUGUAGCUUGUCCGUACACCAUGUUAUCAAGGUAUGUUGAGUUAUCAAAAAUUGACUUAAGUUCGGAUCAUUUUUUGUUUAAGCAAGUUUAUCGUUCCGGUCAGGGUUGUAAGCUUAUUAACAAAAAUAAGCCACUUAGUUACACAGGGGCUAGGCAAGCUGUCAUGAAAAGGUUGAAACUAGUUUCCAAUGAUACAAAUUUUGGUUUACACUCGCUCAGAGCAGGGGGCGCCACAGUGGCCGCCAACAACGGAGUGAACGAUCGAUGUUUCAGGAGGCAUGGCCGCUGGAAAGGCGAAUCUAGCAAGGAUGGUUAUGUCGCUGACUCUUUGGAGUCUCGUUUACUGGUAACACAGAAGUUAGGUUUGUAAUUAAUAUGGUUAUUUGAUCAAUUAUUCAAAGGCGGUUAGGUAUUCCCCAACCACAACCCCCUUGCCCUUUCUUUGUUAAUUCUCUAAUUCGUGACGGGCUAGUACGGCAAAUGAGUAUUUGCGGGUUUGAGUUUUCUUUUCGGGCACGAAGUGGAGAGAAGACUUAAAUAUUCCCGCGUUUCGGUAGUAUAGCGGGAAUAGUUCGUCUUCUCAGGCACGUAGAGCACGUGCGUAUGCCCAGGUAAGGGUGGGUGCGCGGGUGAAUAGUCAUUCUCUAGCUCUCCGUCUAGCAGUGCAGUCCAGUUAAUUUAGUUAGUUAGUGUGCCUAUCAGUAUUAUUAUAUGUAGUUGGUUUGCUCCGUUUUCUAGUCUUGCUAUUUUAUGCUUGCAUUCCUGGCGAGGAAAUCUGGAAGUCUGGGUAUGCUUAGUGGGAGUGUGAUUGGCUGAUAUUGUGUUAGUGGCGCUCCGGUAGAACGAUUGUUUUUAUUAUUUUUUUUUUUUUUUUUUUCGACACCGGUCCUUGUGUCGGCCCGGAGAACGUAUUGCAAUUGGAGGUAAUCGAUUCCAGCCCCGUUGGACACAGGUUUCCGGGGAUUAUCUCCGGUUUUUCCUGGGCGCGCGAUACAUUCUGUGAUGGGAGGUGAGUAUGGAGUGUCUAGGACGCUCUCGUGGGUGAGGAGUGUGUGCGUUAGGGACGUUUGCGUCACGUCUGUCGGAGUGAGAUUCGUACGUACAAUGUAUUUUCUACACCAUGUAUUAUUAAACGCCUACUGCACUAAUUCGUGACGGGCUAGUACGGCAAAUGAG
This is a messenger RNA of Ylistrum balloti, 2682 nucleotides long. RefSeq lists its product as uncharacterized. NCBI's taxonomy places the organism in Eukaryota, Metazoa, Mollusca, Bivalvia, Pectinida, Pectinidae. Gene Ontology annotation, biological process: DNA integration; DNA recombination. The record is from RefSeq and is a predicted model, not a curated record. The transcript has a single exon. Bases 950 to 1876 code for a protein of 308 amino acids. Gene Ontology annotation, molecular function: DNA binding.